AUGGCCGGUCUCAAAACCAUCAUCGCAUUAUCAUUUGUUCUUGCGAUCGGCUUCCUCUUGGUCAUAUUGUCGUCGGCGCUAUGGAAGAAGUACUAUACUCUACUUGUCGUCGCAACCUACGUCGUAGCGCCUAUACCGAACUGGCUUUGCGGCAGAGCGGCAAAUAAUGAUGACUUUAUGGAAAGCUCUGGGAACGGAAUCGUAGACUUUGGAAGGUUCUUGACUGGCUUCUUGGUAGUCAUGGGCGUCGCCUUGCCUGCUGUACUUGCCCACUGUCAUAUCAUCGCCAACCUUGCUAUGGUCAUGUCCAUUAUCGGGGGGUUCCUCAUCUACGGCACCAUAAUCUCCUUUACAAUGUUCUUUCAGGAGGAUGAAGAGUUUUGA
Molecule: messenger RNA, 384 nt
Organism: Pseudovirgaria hyperparasitica
Lineage: Eukaryota; Fungi; Ascomycota; Dothideomycetes; Acrospermales; Acrospermaceae
Product: vacuolar protein sorting 55 superfamily
Exons: 3
Coding region: 1-384 (127 amino acids)
Biological process (GO): late endosome to vacuole transport via multivesicular body sorting pathway
Cellular component (GO): Vps55/Vps68 complex; endosome
Source: RefSeq, a predicted model, not a curated record